AUGAUGUUCGAGAGCGAGCAACAAGCGCUGAGCGCGGCACGUACCCCAGAGCUUACCGGAUAUUUUUUGGAGAAGGAAGGAGCAUACUUUGACGCUUUUGCGCAAGGCGACAAUGCGGUGAAGCCUUGCGUUUAA
Molecule: messenger RNA, 135 nt
Organism: Alternaria arborescens
Lineage: Eukaryota; Fungi; Ascomycota; Dothideomycetes; Pleosporales; Pleosporaceae
Exons: 1
Coding region: 1-135 (44 amino acids)
Source: RefSeq, a predicted model, not a curated record